Messenger RNA from Gallus gallus (chicken), 1245 nucleotides. Its product is annotated as sperm-associated antigen 4 protein-like. The transcript has 11 exons. Gene Ontology annotation, cellular component: nuclear envelope; meiotic nuclear membrane microtubule tethering complex. Lineage: Eukaryota; Metazoa; Chordata; Aves; Galliformes; Phasianidae. The coding region runs from base 367 to 1191 and encodes 274 amino acids. The record is from RefSeq and is a predicted model, not a curated record. Gene Ontology annotation, biological process: nuclear envelope organization. Gene Ontology annotation, molecular function: protein-membrane adaptor activity.
ACAAGCUGUUGGGCAGCAGAGAUGGAGCAAAUGUGGCGCUGGUUGUAUCCUUUCCGUGCUGCCCAUUGUCGCCAUGCUGGGGCUGCUCCCUGGGAGGCUUCCCAAGAUGUCUGUUCUGGCUGGGGCCUCCAAGCUGGUCAGUCCUGCUGGCCACGGCUCCCGUGGUGUGGAGACGGUGCACAGCAGGGCUUUUCACUUUCCUCCACAGCUGCACCUCCUCUCUGGUGGCCCAGGCAGGGCCAGCCAGCUGCAGACGCACUGCUGCAUACUGGGAGGAGCCAAACAUCUUAAGUCUUCUGAGAGAGUCACUGAUCGUGGUUUCCCUCAAGAGACUCUUUGGCACAAGCAUGUCCUCUGUGAAAGAGAAUGACCAAAAAGAAGUCUGGGCUCUGCAUUCUGCUUCUUCUGAUCUUCCUAUCUUCUCUCAUUGGUGCUUACGGUGCAAUCUCGUUGGCAAGAGUACUGUGGACAAAGGAUUUCUUGCAGAUGCUGUCGCUGCAGACUGCUCCACGCCUGAUGAACUCCGGGAACUCGCUGACUGAAGAAACCCAGGGGAUUGAAAACCAGAGGAAUGGGGUGUCUUACCUGGCUGAAGAGCGUGGCAUUGCAAUGAAGGAUGCCCAGGACUUGAGAGAGGCCCCGUGUGUGAUGCCUAAGGAAAAGUGCUUCACAAAGUGUGACCGGGCUCUGAAAAGUGCAGGUGUCUCCAUAGACCUGCAGAGAUCAUCCAGGUCUGCAUGGCACUGCAAGGUGGCUUGGUUCCUGUGCACUCAAAACGUGGUGGAGACCUUUGAGCAGCUGGACAUGUCUCCAGGCUACUGCUGGCGUUUGAAAGCAUCUCAGAGCCAGGUGGUCUUCAACUUGCCCACAAAAGUCCAGCCGACUGCAGUCACUGUGCAGCACUCAGUGGAAACAAACCUGUGGCACGUCAGCAGCGCUCCCCGUGAUUUUGCUGUCUUUGGCCUGGAUGAGGAAGGAGAGAAGGAAGCUUUGCUUGGGAAAUUCACCUAUGAUGUCAGGAAAGAGGUGACCCAGACCUUCCAACUGCAGACCGAGACCCCCAGAGCUUUUUGGCAUAUAAAGCUCGUCGUACUCAACAACUGGGGAAAUGCAGGACACACCUGUAUUUAUCGGGUGCAGGUUCAUGGGAAGAGAGCGGGAACAAAUGACAUCGGCCAAGGACAUGUGUAGACGCUGCAGAAAGGCGUUUCUUUUAAAAAUAAAACACAAAAUUAUUCCACAUCA